AUGCCGCGUGCGAGCGCGCACGGACGACGGCGGGGGGUGAAGGGGGCGUACGACGACGCCGUGGGGGGCGCGACGACGUCCGGGACCGCGGUGAGCGUGGACGACGUCGUGAAACUGGGCACGCUGUUGAUGUUGGCGAAAACCGUGAACGAUUGGUACGCGCACACGUACGGAUUGAACCCGUUGGGGCGGGCGAGGGCGUUCUUGGGACGAUGUUGGAGAGAUCUACGCGGCGGGGGGGGGCGCGGGAGCGGAGGGAAGAGGGUGAGCGGGAAAGCGUUCAAAGGGAAGGGGCGACGCGUCGGGAAAAAGUGA
Messenger RNA from Ostreococcus tauri, 315 nucleotides. RefSeq names its product unnamed product. NCBI's taxonomy places the organism in Eukaryota, Viridiplantae, Chlorophyta, Mamiellophyceae, Mamiellales, Bathycoccaceae. The record is from RefSeq and is a predicted model, not a curated record. The coding region runs from base 1 to 315 and encodes 104 amino acids. The transcript has a single exon.